Molecule: messenger RNA, 1119 nt
Organism: Oncorhynchus masou masou (cherry salmon)
Lineage: Eukaryota; Metazoa; Chordata; Actinopteri; Salmoniformes; Salmonidae
Gene: tmem11
Product: transmembrane protein 11
Exons: 2
Coding region: 62-625 (187 amino acids)
Biological process (GO): inner mitochondrial membrane organization
Cellular component (GO): mitochondrial inner membrane
Source: RefSeq, a predicted model, not a curated record
ACAUACACUACACAUCCUAGCUUGCACUGCGUCCACAGCAGUCGUAUAUUGGUUAUCCAAGAUGGCGUCGUUGGGAAGGAGGCGCGGUGUCCCAGUCAACAGGGAGAGGGGAGUGAUGGCGGCAACGGACUGCUACAUUGUUCAUGAGAUCUACAACGGGGAGAAUGCGCAGGACCAGUUUGAGUAUGAGCUGGAGCAGGCACUGGAGGCCCAGUACAAGUACAUUGUGAUCGAGCCCACACGCAUUGGCGACGAGACGGCCCGCUGGAUCGCCGUGGGCAACUGCCUGCACAAGACGGCUGUCCUGUCGGGCACCGCCUGCCUCCUGACGCCGCUUUCGCUACCGCCUGAGUACUCGCGCUACGUGGCACUGCCCGCUGGUGCCCUCAGCGUGGCCUGCUCCGCCCUCUACGGAAUCUCCUGGCAGUUUGAUCCCUGCUGCAAGUACCAGGUGGAGUACGAUAGCCAAAAACUCUCGCGGCUGCCCCUGCACACACUCACCUCCUCCACGCCAGUGGUUCUGGUGCGCAGGGACGACAUCCACAGAAAGAGACUCCACAACACGAUAGCGCUGGCCGCCCUGGCCUACUGCGCCAAGAAGAUCUACGAACUCUAUGUGGUAUGAGCAUACUCUGAAGAGGGUUAAACAAAUAAAAUAAAAUAUAAAAUUAAAAAAAAUAUAGUGGGAAAAGAAAGAAUCCACCCAAUAGUAAGCCAAGUGGAAGCCAUGUGCUGAGUAGAGGGUUUGCCCCUAACCCCCUCCACCCCACCUCACUUGCGCGUGUGCUUACUUUUGGGCUGUUUGAUGGAUCAGAGGGAUAUAGUUCAAACUAGAAGGAAUUAUUUUUCCCUUAUUUUCUUUACUUGUAAGUGACAUCACCAGUGCACUUAUCCAUAUGGUACCCUUGCGCCUCUUCCCAAUCCCUUUACCCCUCUCAAUACACUAAGUUAGGGCACAAGGGUAGCUAAGUAAAAAGAUUUAGACUGAAUUGUGUUGCAGUUGAAAUGGACAGGCUUAAGUAUUACCAACAUGUCUAUUCCUUGUAGUUUUACUGUACCCCUUUCUUGCUGAUCAGUAUGUCACCCUUUCAUUAAACAUUAGGAUAUUUCAAACUCUCA